Eremomyces bilateralis CBS 781.70 is the source of this 1315-nucleotide messenger RNA. RefSeq lists its product as uncharacterized. Lineage: Eukaryota; Fungi; Ascomycota; Dothideomycetes; Eremomycetales; Eremomycetaceae. The record is from RefSeq and is a predicted model, not a curated record. The transcript has a single exon. The coding region runs from base 125 to 961 and encodes 278 amino acids.
GUCCUCCGUUCAAUAAACACACGACCCAAGUGCGGAAACGCAAGUCAUCCAGCUGAUUUACGGUUAUCGUUAUCCUAUUCCGAGUAAUUGCAUUACCAAGAGAUAUUGCCCUCAUUUUCCCAGCAUGCCUUCUUAUCCUUACAAUGAAGGUCCUCCCAGCACUGCUUUCAUGAUCACCUUCUUUGGUAUGCCCUCGCUCACUAUUCUCCUCGGGCUACUUUUACUCCUCCAACCUUGGCUCUCCUCAAGCAGAGCACCAAAAGGCGUUCCUCCAGGUAGUGAGAAGGUCACUGAGCACCACAAGUCAUCGAAUCAGUCGCCCGUCCAAUUCCUCGUUUCUGGACCGGCGGCCGCUCUUCCAUCCCAGGUCGAUAUACCGGCCAUCAAGUUCCUCAACAAAGCCUUUGCCAUCGCGCAACUGGUCAGCUCUCAGCCAACCCCAAGACCUGACGGAACCUACGCCGUUGACCAUCGAUGGCAUGCACUGUCAUCUUCAAACAACCGACGAAUUGGCGAUCUUCGCGUCGAGCUGUGGGAUAGUCCCCUAGACGAUGACGCUCCAUCGUUAACGGGAAAGGGUCACCCCCCAAUAUUGACUCUCCAGAUGGACGGAUCCGCCAAUGAGAAGCAACAGCCCACGGACCUGACAGGGCUCUGGCUCGUUAUCGACUUUCCGUUCGCUUCUGAAUUCCAAUUCGAUCGACAUGGGUUCAACACGUUCAUCAAUAUAAUCAAAAGGAGGAUUGGGGAACGAAACUGGACCCAGGAGCUGAGAGAAUCCAUUGCCAUUCCACUUGAAACCUUAAACGAGGCGAGAGAAGAAGACUGGGUCCUCAUCCAAGGGAAAGAAUCGCGUGGAAGAGAUCUGUCACAAGUCAUUGGCAUCGAAGCUUUGGAGAAGCUAAAAUACGCCUUGGGAAUCAGCAAUCCGGUGUCCUUGUUCCAUGUGAUGGGGGAAUAGAGUAUGACAUUGGGCGGCUGCGGUGCUGAACACGACUCUACCCCUAUUCAUUCCUCUUUCGCUUCCUAGAUUUCUCAAUUCAACCUUGGAUCUGGUCAAUACUUGGCUGCGUGACUCGAUGUCUAUAAUGGCUACGGCCAUGGGGAGUGAUCUUAUUAAAGUUUUAAAAUCAUCACGCCCACUAUCGAUUACUUAAUCAAGUGCGUCUACGUACCGGUGACCAAAGAGGUAUAGCAUAUCCAACAAGGACAAAGACAACUUUGUGAGACGUGACAUGCUUGCGGCACCGAGGCGUUGAACUGAUCUAAUCCCAUACUUGCGAUUUUAUGACUACGAGCGGCCCCCCAAACAAGU